AUGGUGAAAUUGGAUAGCAACUUCAAGUCUUGUACAGCUACAUGGGAUUCGUUGAAGAUCUCUUUGCCAAAGGUUCGUGAUGAUCCUUUAGGUUUUUCAUCAUCUCUGAUUACUUCUGUAUGUCCAGACCAGAGUAAUUUUCGAGGUUCAACACCGGAUUCACCGGUUCUCACAUCUCCGAAGACUCGAGCUAAGCCUUAUGGCUCAUUGUUAGCUCGUGGUUGUUCAGAUGUUCAAGAUCGUGCAAUUUCUUUGCCGAUUUCAGUCUCUCUCGGUUGUUCCACCGAUCAACAUACAGCUACUUUGAUGGUGAUUGCUCACAAGGUUGGGUGUUACACUGGUAAAGCAAGCUUGUAUACUUGGAACUCUUUCAUUCCUGAAGAUGUUUCUUCGGUUUUAGUUGAUCUUAUGGCUGGCUUAGUGAUGAACUCGUAUUCAUUGUUUCCUGAUUAUGGAACAUUGCGAUGUGGUAUGGAUUCAGAAGAUAGUUACAGGCUUCAGUAUCGUUGUAGACAGGGGGAGCAACUUAAGUUUGCUGUUGAUCCAUGUUGCUUAGACCUCUGUGAUUGUCUAGCUGAUUGUCAUAAUAUUCUGCUCUUAGAAUCUCUGGCCUGUGAAGUAUAUGAACUGAUGUCGAUGAACUUCAGAGGAUUGCCGAUGCUAGCACCUCUUGUUAUUGGCUCAUUUAUCAACCUCUCCACUGCAACUGCUGCAUUGGUUCAACAUUUAAGAUGUUGGUUUCAUUUGUUCUCUCUUGACAAGCAGCAAGCUGAUGCAACAAUUGAUUUUUGGCUGCAAUAUUGCAAGACGUUUACUGGUUUUAAGGAUUCAACAAGUUGUCUUGGGAUGCUGUUCGCUGUUGCUGAGAAGUUCUUUUGGUUUAAUGAUUCACACAUUUGGAGUGAUGUGGUGUGUGAUGAUGUGGUUUACUUUCUGGGUACAAGAUAUGGAUGUCAAGAGCUUGAUAGACUGCUUCAGGAGAUGGAGUUAAUGUCUGAGAUAAGCUAUUUCUUACUGAGAAUUAUGCAGGUUCCUAUUCAAAUUGACAGAACCGAGAUUUCUGGCCUUGAGCUACUACUCAAACAGAGCUUGCCUCAAGCUUUUCUGCACAUACUCAAGCAAGACUAUGACUUCUUCAGAUGCAUAUAUGUGGUUAUUUCUGGUCGUUUUGGUCUACUCACUGAAAUUCCUUAUGGUUCAUUGCCAAGACCGCCAGAUGUUUCAUUCCCCUCUAAUUCAUAUGGUUUUCUUCAUGUCCAAGAUGUAAUGGCUUACAUCUUGAGGGGGAGUAUUAAGUAUGAUGAUAUGGUUUACACAUUUAGAUAG
Eruca vesicaria subsp. sativa (arugula) is the source of this 1326-nucleotide messenger RNA. The record is from the annotation of a GenBank genome assembly. Lineage: Eukaryota; Viridiplantae; Streptophyta; Magnoliopsida; Brassicales; Brassicaceae.